Molecule: messenger RNA, 325 nt
Organism: Drosophila bipectinata
Lineage: Eukaryota; Metazoa; Arthropoda; Insecta; Diptera; Drosophilidae
Product: zinc finger protein 512B-like
Source: RefSeq, a predicted model, not a curated record
AUGUUCCGUUUUAUCGCCGUAUUCUUCGCCCUCUUGUCGGUGGUCCUCGCUGCUCCCAGCUACAUUGCCCCAUCUUACGGUGUGGUGCCUGUGGCCCAUGUAGCUCCAGUGGUUUCCGUCGUGAAGCACGUCCCGGUGGUGAAGAGUGUCCCUGUGGUUCAGCACGUUCCCGUGGUGAAGAACGUCCCAGUCAUUAAGAAUGUUCCCGUGGUAAAGCAUGUUCCUGUGGUUCACAGUGUGCCUGUCGUCAAGUCCUUUGCUGUUUCGAGCUACGGACAUGACUAUUACGGUGGAUUUUAAAGGAUUCCUAAUCGAAAAACCUCAU